AUGUGUGCGGGAAAAGGCAAAAAAGGAGUUUCUUGGUUUUUGGCUCAAUUGGAACAAUUCACAGAAAUAAAUUUCGACCCUGAAUCGUUUGUCAAGAGUGUUACGAAAAUUCACUUACGUUCUGUAAAUACUACGAUCUCUUGCAGAGCUUUAAAGCACAACGUUGAACGAGUCAGAGUGGGAAAUAACUUUAAUGUAGAAGGGCAUUCUCAUAAUAACAGCAGCAGACUUGCUGAUGAUUUGCCAUCACAAACUUUUCGCAUUUACAAGUUGAUGGUGUACCUUAAAACAGCGUCAGAAAAUUCAUAUAAGGAGAAAUUUCUUAAAUGUUCAAUGGCGGAAAAAAUGCAAGCUGGAUUUUAA
Messenger RNA from Clunio marinus, 363 nucleotides. NCBI's taxonomy places the organism in Eukaryota, Metazoa, Arthropoda, Insecta, Diptera, Chironomidae. The record is from the annotation of a GenBank genome assembly.